Molecule: messenger RNA, 597 nt
Organism: Fusarium redolens
Lineage: Eukaryota; Fungi; Ascomycota; Sordariomycetes; Hypocreales; Nectriaceae
Exons: 2
Coding region: 1-597 (198 amino acids)
Source: RefSeq, a predicted model, not a curated record
AUGCGAUUCCUGCUCCCCAAGUCCAUACUUCUCGCUCUCACAACUCACUCGGCUACCGCCUACAAGCCAUGGAACGGCACAAUCCCCGAUUCCGUUAACGAAGAAUGCCGCCAAGUUCUCUCAACAGACGUUGACUGCCCUUUCGUCGUCGGUCGACAGUGGGUGAAUGACGGGUAUCACUUGAAAGAACAAGUAGUAGAAUCAUACUGCUCAUCAUCAUGCCGCUCUUCUCUUCGGCAAUAUGUUUCUGAUCUCACGAUGGCCUGCUACAAUGAAGACAUUUGGGAAGAGAGUCCAGGGCCACAAGCAGCCCUAGAUUUCGCCAUGUCAAUGGCAGAGACACAUGUGUUUCUUUGUGUUGCCGAUGAGGAAGGCCCUUGCCUCGCAGCGUUUUAUAAAGGGGAACGGGAUCUAUGCUCGGAAUGCGGACUCAAGGUGGCGUAUCUGAGCGCUAUGUUCGAGUUUAAGAAGCCUCUAAAAAUCGGCCCCAAUAAGUACAUGUGUUUGCAGGAAAAUUGUGCAAAAGAGCCAGAUAGCUUCCUGUCUAAAGAUAAUGGAAAGGCUACGCUAGAUAGGUUCUUCAAGGAGUUAAUAUGA